GUGUGUAGUAUUAACAGCGUUUAAGGGGCAUUACAAACACACUUAAACCUUUAUGAAUUUGGUAAAACGGUAUGCUCCUUGAAAUGUUUAGUUAUAGACAUGCAAAAAAUUGCACUAGAUGGCGCACUUUAUUUGUUUUACCCAAAAAUCACUCAUUAAAAAUUAUAGGCCAGGAAAAGUCAAAACAAGGCGGCGUAUAUGAUCGUUUAAUAUCAAAAUCAAUGGUUUAUAAAUUGUGUAUCGGCCUAUUUCGAUUUUAAUUAUUUCAUAAAUUAUUAUUCUUUAAAAAUAUAAUAAGGAAUAUAAGUAUAAUCUGCGAUUUUAUCGUUCAAUGUAAAGUAAAUAAGACGAAACUGCUUUACUAAAUUAAAAACAUUCAUCCAGGUCGCGGGUCUCGAGUUUAGCAUCAUCACGCACUGUCCGAGGUAUGCUUAUCUCGGCACGCGAUUGCAGGAUUACCAUUUUAUCACAUCGAGAAAUGUUCCCACGACUCCGUAGUGUCCAAGCUAUCCCGUUAUCAUCCACUUGUCUAUUUAUGGAAGCCUGUGUUUAAGUAAUGUGUAUAGUGUGUAUGAGUGACAGAACACAAAAGGGCACAUGGUUAAAAGCUCGUUCAUCAAACAGAGAAAAGUUGAUACUGAGAGGAGUGUUGUUUUUAUAUAGCAAACAAAACGAACUAAUAGAGAAAGAGAAUCGGAGUCUGCGCCUAGUUACCUCCUUUCGACCUUCUCAACUUUUAACCCUGCCGCGCGCCAGCCUCGCGCUCAGUGAUGCUGACUGACAAGCGCAGAUUAUUUACUUAACCAUCUCGAACCGAUGCAAAAAUUCUGCACAAGAAAGGUAAGUAUAGCCUAUUGCAAUUUUCAUCUAAUGUGACGUAUAACAUAUCUCUCCAUUGUUUUGGAUAUUUGGGGAAGCAUUUACAGGGAGAUACCCGUGGUAUUCGCGCAGUAGCCUGUGUUGCUGAGCUUUUGUUAUCAUUAUUUUAGUGAGGGUUUAGACAUGGCUUGUCAUGAGUGUGUGAAUGAAAAAUGUGUGACGACAGAGCAGGCAUCAUCCUAACCGGAGACAGAAAAUGGAUGGAGAAAAUAGAAAUACGACAGAAGGGAAGAGAACAGGAUCGGGGUCUGAGAAAAGAAAGAAUGCGAUAAAUAAUCACUCUGAAAUAUUUUUGUCAUCGGCACUGAAGGAUGUUUGUAAUAUAUUUGGAAUAAACAAUUUGGGCGCUUUUUAAAUUACGCCUUCAAUUUGUUUCGACAGCAUGGGUUGUGUUCUUCUGGCGAUAUGGCACAUGUAGAGUUCGGUUCUGUACAGUCCUGUUCUGGUGGCGCUUCUCCAGGGAUGGAUUUUGAAAAGGAGAAAGAUCCUGGACAUCACAGUGGGAACAAAACCGGGUCACCGCCAUCGCAAUCUCAGCUCUCCCAACAGGGGAUGGAGGGAAUCAAAGUUUAUUUGCACGAAAGAGAUCUGUGGGCAAAAUUUCAUGAUGUCACUACAGAGAUGAUCAUCACUAAAGCUGGCAGACGGAUGUUUCCCAGCUAUAAAGUAAAAGUAACAGGUCUUAACCCCAAAGCGAAAUAUAUCUUACUGAUGGACAUUAUUGCAGCCGACGAGCACCGGUAUAAAUUUGCCGAUAACAAAUGGUCUAUAAGUGGUAAGGCUGAACCUGCGAUCCCAGGCAGACUGUAUGUCCAUUCAGACUCACCGGCCUCAGGUGCUCACUGGAUGAGACAGCUUGUCUCUUUCCAGAAACUCAAGCUCACCAACAACCACCUGGACCCUUUCGGACAUAUCAUCUUAAACUCCAUGCAUAAAUACCAGCCUCGCCUACACAUAGUGAAGGCUGAUGAAAGGAACAGCUUUGGCUCUAACAACACGAGUUUCUGCACACACUCCUUUCCUGAGACGGCCUUCAUCGCUGUUACUUCCUACCAGAACCACACAAUCACUCAGCUGAAGAUCGAGAAUAAUCCAUUUGCAAAAGGUUUCCGUGGAAAUGAUGAUAUCGAACUGCAUCGCAUGUCUCGUACACCAAGUAAGGAGUACCCACUAAUUCCACGUACUACUGCCAGACAAAAAGUGGCUCCUCCUUCUCCAGACUGUCCAUCUCUGUCCGAAUACACCAUGCCACAAAAACCCAGCCCUGGCUACGCCUGCUCCGACACUUCAGGUGAUCAUGACCACACCCUCACUGAAACUCCUCCCAUUAGUGACCCCACAUACCACCCCUUCACCUAUCAGGUUUCUCCUGAAGUGGCCCCCUGUAAUAUGGAUACUGCACAGAAUCAGCCUUGCAUGUAUGGAGGCGCUCAGGUGGCCACGGAGGACCUUAGGUGGGCAUCUUACAUGGACAGCAAUACUUACCAAAGCUUUUCCUCCGCUAAAGAAAUGGUUGGGAAUUUUGGUCUCGACUUCUCUCAGGAACUGUAUCCGCAAUACACCUGCGAGGUGGGUGUCCAGUCGCACUGCAUGAUGAGCGAUUUCCCGCUUUACGCUUGCAAUCGAUCAUUCAGCCAAAAUCAACAAACAAACAGCUGGUGUGGAGGCAGCUGAGCAAGUACGUGGGAUGUGUGUGUGUUUGCGUGAGAGACCAAGAGUCUGUGAAUCGUUUUCGUAACUUCCUAAUAACUUCAUCCUGAAAUCAGAAAGUAUUUUGCCCCGCAGUUUCUGUCUAGUUGUUAAUCACAUGCAGUUUGUCAGUUUACAUCUGUCAUAUUAUUCUGUUAUGAAGUCACAAUAAACACCAACAAAUUUCAACAUAAAAUAGAUAUUAAGUAGAUUUAAGCAGGGUUUCUUUUAUUUAUUAGUAUAAUAGGUUCUAAUAAAAAGGUUGUGCGUGUUGUGGCUUUACAAAUGCUUUGCUGCAUACCUCGGUUGUAACGAGUGGUUAUUUCAGUCACAAUUGCUCUUCUAUCAGCUUGAAUCAGUCGGUCCAUUCUCCUCUGACCUCUAGCAUCAACAAGGCAUUUUCCCCCACAGGACUGCCGCAUACUGGAUGUUUUUCCUUUUUCACACCAUUCUUUGUAAACCCUAGAAAUGGUUGUGUGGAAAAUCCCAGUAACUGAGCAGAUUGUAAAAUACUCAGACCGGCCCGUCUGGCACCAACAACCAUGCCACACUCAAAAUUGCUUAAAUCACCUUUCUCUCCCAUUCUGACAUUCAGUUUGGAGUUCAGGAGAUUGUCUUGACCAGGACCACAGCCCUAAAUGCAUUGAAGCAACUGCUAUAUGAUUGGUUGAUUAGAUAAUUGCAUUAAUGAGAAAUUGAACAGGUGUUCCUAAUAAUCCUUUAGGUGAGUGCAUUGCCAAAUGUUUUGGGACACCCCUCCAAAUCAUUGAAUCCAGGUGUUCCAUUCACUUCCAGUGAAAGGAACUCUUAAUGCUUCAUCAUACCAAGACAAUUUCAUGCUCCCAACUUUUUGGGAACAAUUUGGGGAUGGCCCCUUCCUGUUCCAACAUGACUGUGCACCAGUGCACAAAGCAAGGUCCAUAAAGACAUUGAUGGAGCAAAGGAACUUGACUGGCCUGCACAGAGUCCUGUCCUCAACUCAAUAAAACAUCUUUGGGAUGAAUUAGAGCGGAGACUACAUGUGAGACCUUCUCGUCCAACAUCAGUGUCUGGCCUUACAAAUGUGCUUUUAGAUGAAUGGUCAAAAAUUCCCAUAAACACACUCCUAAACCUUGUAGAAAGUCUUCCAAGAAGAGUUGAAGCUGUUAUAGCUGCAAAGGGUGGGCCAACUCCAUAAUAAACCCUAUGGAUUACUAAUGGGAUGUCAUUCAGGUUCAGGUGCAUAUAAAGGCAGGUGUCCCAAAACUUUUGGCAAUAGAGUGUAUGUACUUUUUAUGUUGAUGAUCAAUAAAUGUCUAUAUAAUUACAAAAUAGUUUACAGUUACAACCAAAAAGGGUUUAUAGGCCUGAAGCUAUAGGAGAACCUUAGUUUCACAAAGUUUUAUUCUCUAGUUCUUUAGUAAGCCACUUAUGUACCCAAUCUGAAGAACCUAUAAUGAAUGAUCAGGAACAUUUUAUUCUCCAAAGAACCUUAUAGCGGAAUAAAGAACAACAAAUGAUGGUUUUUAGUUUGAAGAUUUCAGAACAACAAGGUGCUGCAGAACUCAUUGAUCACUGAAUUUUUAACACUGUUCCUUACAAUGACAUUGACUGAUCCUAACAGAAAGAUUUGUCUGUUCACUAACACUGUGGAGCAAGUAAAUUUCAGUGGAUAAAUGAAAGAUUUACAUGUGAAACUGAAAACAAAAUUGGAAAACAUUUCCUCUCAUCCCGAACCUUGUGAUGGACCUUUGCAUGUCCCCUGCUUCUUUAGUGAUGUGUUGAGUUUUGUGUAUAUUUGUAGAUGAUAACUGGAAUAUCUUCCAGUGAAUUUUGUAAAUUUCUCUUAUCAUUGCCACACACCUUGAUAGUUAUAAGAUAUUUUUUGUAAAAAAAAAAAAAAAAUGUUUUCUGAUGGUGGGUUGUUUCACUGUGGUCAGUAGUUUUAGAAGUUUAGAGAUAAUGCUGUGUAAUAAUAUUUUACUUCAGUUAUCCUAUAAAAAACACUAACAAGUAUUCAAUAUUCUGUCAGAUAUAAAACUUUAAAUAUUCUACCCACCUCAACUGUACAUAAACCACAGAUGGAUUUUAUGGGGGUCUUUUAUUUUGUUUAGUUUUAUCUGUUAUGAUGAAAAAAAGUGAAUGCUGUGUACUGCACGUGUCACAUUCAAUUAAGGGAGCAGUGAUGUUACCAAUCCUGUCAUGGCCCAAGGCGCAAGAUAAAGAGAGAGAGAGAUAGUGAGAGAGACUGGGCAGUGGUUUCAGCUGGACAUUUAUUUAUAGACACACUGAGCAAUAAGAAUUUAAAAAAAGUUUUUCAUGUUGUGAAAUUAAUGUUGAAAUUAUUUAUUAUAAUGAGCUAUUUAUUGAUUUUAAAUUCACAAAUUGUGCUUAUAUUUAUUUCUAAUGCACUUGUUUAAUUUAUUGAGCAUUUCUUUUUUUUGCUUUAGAGUUUCUGUGUUUUGUGAGGUGUUUUUUUUUUUUUUGAAAUUUGACUAUGAAUAUGAGGCUAAAA
This is a messenger RNA of Misgurnus anguillicaudatus (oriental weatherfish), 5062 nucleotides long. RefSeq names its product T-box transcription factor 5b (gene tbx5b). The record is from RefSeq and is a predicted model, not a curated record. Gene Ontology annotation, molecular function: RNA polymerase II cis-regulatory region sequence-specific DNA binding; DNA-binding transcription factor activity, RNA polymerase II-specific. Gene Ontology annotation, biological process: pattern specification process; positive regulation of DNA-templated transcription; cardiac left ventricle formation. NCBI's taxonomy places the organism in Eukaryota, Metazoa, Chordata, Actinopteri, Cypriniformes, Cobitidae. Gene Ontology annotation, cellular component: chromatin; nucleus.